Molecule: messenger RNA, 916 nt
Organism: Sinocyclocheilus grahami
Lineage: Eukaryota; Metazoa; Chordata; Actinopteri; Cypriniformes; Cyprinidae
Product: GTPase IMAP family member 8-like
Exons: 2
Coding region: 23-916 (297 amino acids)
Molecular function (GO): GTP binding
Source: RefSeq, a predicted model, not a curated record
UCAAACUGAAUUAAUAAGCAAGAUGUCAAGAAGCAGCGAACAACCUCUAAUAUCAGAUCUGAAUAUUGUUCUGUUGGGAAAGACUGGAGCAGGAAAGAGUGCAUCAGGAAACACCAUCUUGGGUGGAGACAGAAACACAUUUGAAGUAGAUUUUUCUCCCUCGUCUGUGACGAAAAUUUGUAGAUCAGAACAAACAGUGGUAAAUGAACCAACUAUAAAUGUGAUUGACACUGUAGGACUACCUGAUACAAAAAAGGUGUUUACAGAUGUUCAGCCCAAAAUAGAGCAGAUAUUCGCUUGUACACAUGGUGUUGAUGUGUUUCUGCUGGUGAUUAGCUUGGAUGUGAAAUUCACAGAGGAGAGCAGAAAAGUUGUGAAAUGUAUCGAGGAUAAUUUUGGAGCAAAGGCCUGUAAACACACAAUAGUGCUCUUUACUCAUGGAGAUCAGUUACAUGUGCCAAUAGAGACUUAUCUGCUAAAGUCUUCACUACUGCAGUCAGUAGUUGAUCAGUGUUCAGGAGGAUGUCAUGUUUUUAACAACAACGAUGGCGAUCAAUCUCAAGUCACUGAGCUUCUGAAAAAGAUCGAGUCUCUGAGGAAGAAGAAUGAAUACAGGAGAUACACCGAGCAGGACUAUAAGAAGACUCAGGAUGAACUUCUACGUUCAAAAUGUCUUGCUGGAGCAGCAGUAGGAGGAGGAGUAGGAGGUGUAUUAGGGGGAGCAGGAUGUGUAGUAGCUGCUAAAGCAGGAGCAGUUGCAUUAACUGCAGGAAAGAUAGCAACAAUAGGAGCAGCAGGAACAGUAGGAGGAGCAGCUCUGAUAGCAGCAGCAGCUGGUUUUGGAGUGUAUUUAUUGGCAAGAAAAUAUGUCUGCAACUCAGAAACAGGGGAGAAUAGGAACAAGAAACAUAACUGA